AUGACGUCACAUCGCACCUCAGACCCACGGCGGCCAUUUUGUGUGUAGCUGCUUUUGAGAACACGGGAAACCGUGUUCGUACAUGAAUUGGACACUGAAGAAACACUGAAAAACAUAAAAUGAAUGUCAUAGAAGAUAGAUCUGGUGCCAAAGAACUCGACCAAUGGAUUGAACAGUUGAAUGAAUGCAAGCAAUUGUCUGAAAAUCAAGUGAAAUCGUUGUGCGAAAAGGCUAAAGAGAUUUUAACAAAAGAGUCAAAUGUACAGGAAGUAAAAUGUCCGGUGACAGUGUGCGGAGACGUCCACGGACAGUUCCACGACCUGAUGGAGCUGUUCCGCAUAGGUGGAAAAUCCCCAGACACAAACUACCUAUUUAUGGGAGAUUAUGUAGAUAGAGGUUACUACUCGGUAGAAACGGUUAGUCUACUUGUAGCUUUGAAGGUAAGGUUUAAGGACAGAAUCACAAUCCUCCGGGGAAAUCACGAAAGUCGGCAAAUUACCCAAGUUUAUGGUUUUUAUGAUGAAUGCCUACGGAAGUAUGGAAACGCCAACGUUUGGAAAUAUUUCACUGAUCUGUUUGAUUACCUCCCCCUUACAGCCUUAGUGGAUACACAGAUAUUUUGUUUGCAUGGUGGUUUGUCUCCAUCUAUAGACACAUUAGAUCAUAUACGAGCUUUAGACAGAAUCCAGGAAGUUCCUCAUGAGGGACCAAUGUGUGAUCUUCUAUGGUCCGACCCUGACGACAGAGGCGGCUGGGGUAUAUCUCCUCGUGGUGCCGGCUAUACGUUUGGACAGGACAUCUCGGAGACUUUCAACCACAGUAACUCCCUGACACUGGUAUCCAGGGCGCAUCAGCUAGUCAUGGAGGGCUACAACUGGUGUCACGACCGGAAUGUGGUGACAAUAUUCAGUGCCCCUAACUAUUGUUAUCGGUGUGGAAACCAGGCCGCCAUUAUGGAACUAGAUGAUGCUCUUAAGUAUUCAUUCUUGCAGUUUGAUCCAGCACCAAGGCGAGGCGAACCUCAUGUAACAAGAAGAACUCCAGACUACUUCCUGUAGAAAGAAAACAAAGAGCUUUGCAGAACAAUUUCAUGCGCUAAUAUAUCUAGAAAUGUUGUACCAGAGUUUGUAUGUAACGUUUUUUGUGCUGGUACGCUGCCAACUGAUCUGUGACCAGUAGCUGCAUACCGACCAGCGACAUAUUGAUCCCUACCAGCACUCAACGUAUGACAUUUUAGUCUUUUAUUGUUAUAUGGAGAGAGGAGAAAAAAAAUGCACAGCUCAUAAAGGAUUGACGAAGUCUUCAAUGUAAAGAUGAUAAUUUUGAGGGAAGUGGGGGCAUUCGAAACAAGAUAGCAGGGGAGGGGAUCUUUGAAAACAUUACUUUUUUUUGUAGGAGGAUGUUUGAAUGUGGGGAAUAGAACCCUCUAGUUUCCAUCUUUUACAGACACGUAUGUUUGGUGUCAUGAGUGUGCAAUUUCAAUUUGUAGUUAUCUUUACGUGUUCAAUUUGUGACAGGCAGUUAGAUUAGGAGAUCAUGGUAGGCGUGUAAUCCUGUUACAUUCAUAGCCAGAAGCCGGAAAGACAGCGACGCAACAUCACCAACAUCAGAGAAAUGAUUUGAUGAACAGAUUUUUUCAAUAGCAUUAUUUUUCAAUUCAUGACGUUGUGUUCUAUCUUUCCAUGGGAAGCAAUAAGAACAGAUUUUUUGGGUUUCAGUUUCGGGGAUUGCAGAUAUUGUACUGUGCAGGAAAAUCAUAGAAAAAAAAUCACAUAUAUCCAAUUUCCCCUCCAAGAAUUUUUUCCUCUCCGUAGAAGUGAUAAGUUUUGUGAGGAGAAGGUGGUAAGAAUCCCAGUGUGAUUAUUUAUACUCUAAUGUAAGUAGUGGGCCAUUUGUUUGGGUAGCGACACUUAUUGCUGGUGUAAGGUAGGCAUUACUGUGCUAUAUUGAUUUCUUGUUAUAUUUUGUACAGUGUGUGUGUGUAAGUCGAUAGAUAACAUGAUUACGAGCGAUUGUAUGGAAGAAAUCUUGUUUAUUGUCAAGCCUUUGUCUACUAUUGAGUUUUAUUUCUUUUCGUUCUGCCAAAUGUUCAAAUUAGUUGAAUUUUCCCGCAAAAAUUUGUUGGUAGUUCAAGUAAAUGAGAACAUAUUUGUAAAAAUAACAUGCAUGGCUAUUUGACAUGUGCUGUAUAUGAUUGGAUUAAAAAGUCCUGCCGUAUUUGUGGGAAUGGCGUAGUAUGUAGAAUAUGUUUUAAUGAACCCCAUUUCUUUUCCGUUACAUUCUCUCAUGCGAAGUAACUUGCAUCCUUUUCUGAUUGUCUACACAUUGAGCUAACAGAUAACAUUGAUGAUAUAUUCCAAGGAACUUCAUAUAAAAGUCGCUCACUUGAAACUUGUCUUUUUGUGGUUGAAGAUUUUUCUAUGGUUGCUUUUUCAUGAUGAAUUAUCACAAAAUAGAUGCAGGUUAAAAACUGUUUUAUAAAUCAUUUUUAAUAGAAAGUUAAACCAAUGCUUCAAACAUUUUCGAAGCAACCAACUCAAGUCUUCACCAUCUUUUCCCAUGUUUCAGAUUUUAAUUUUUUAAUUUUCAAUACUAAUACUAAAUUCUUCGAGUGAAUUGUGAUGGUAUAUAAAUAUGUUUGAAUAUUCGCAUACAAUCUUGUAUUUAAGUAAUUUAAUGACCAAAUAUUAUUUUGCUGUUUGAAAUCAAAAGUGUAGAUUUGUAUUAUUCCAUUAGAAGUUCAGUUUUGUCGCGCUGAUGAUUAAUGUGUGCUAUAAGUAGGCUUCAUUUUAUUGAGAAUCUUCUUUUGCGAUCUUUCGUUCUAUGAUGUAUUGAAACUAUCAUUAUCUUCUGUUAAUCCCGAUACUGAGGAAGUGUUGAAAGGGGGGACUAUUGAAUUACAUAUAUAGAUAAGAACUGUUUUGUUCCACAUGCUUCAGUACAGUGCAUUGUAGUGUGAUUAAUAUUUAAAGAAUUUUUAUAAAGAUUUUUUUUUUUCUCACCAUGAUCGUCCUUAGCAAUGAGUAACAUGCCAUGGGUGUCGUUGAAUCGGGAGAUGCAAGAUUUUAGAAUUUACAAUUUGCACAGGAAUACAAUUAUAUGUCGACAAAGUUAUUGAUAAUAAAGAAUAAGUAACAUA
Molecule: messenger RNA, 3139 nt
Organism: Mizuhopecten yessoensis (Yesso scallop)
Lineage: Eukaryota; Metazoa; Mollusca; Bivalvia; Pectinida; Pectinidae
Product: serine/threonine-protein phosphatase 2A catalytic subunit beta isoform
Exons: 7
Coding region: 120-1058 (312 amino acids)
Biological process (GO): peptidyl-serine dephosphorylation; mitotic cell cycle
Cellular component (GO): cytosol
Molecular function (GO): protein serine/threonine phosphatase activity
Source: RefSeq, a predicted model, not a curated record